UCCCUGUAUUGUGUUCUCUAACCAAAUCGUCUCUGCUGGCUGGGUCUGGAGUCUGGACUGUCACUGUGUAGCUAUGGCCCCUGAAGCGAUGUUGAAGACCUUGCUCUACACCGUCAAUUCCUUGUUGCAGCAGCAGAAAUACAGGGCUGCCCUGGCCGUCGCCAAGGGCUUCCGUAACGGAGCCGUGUAUGGAGCAAAAAUUCGUGCCCCCCAUGCUUUGGUGAUGACUUUUCUGUUCAAGAGUGGAAGCUUAAGGGAGAAAUUCAAAGCAAUUGCCCAGGCAACGUACACACAUUCUAGAAACCUGGCAUAUUUUGUAUUCACAUACAAGGGACUGAGGGCCUUACAGUCCCAAAUACAGGGAAAAAAGAUCCCAUUUCACUACUCUUUCCUUGCAGCCUGUAUUGGGGGCUGGUUAGUGUUUGGGGAAAAUAAUAAUAUCAACAGUCAGAUAAACAUGUACCUGUUGUCUCGUAUCCUGUUUGGCCUGUCCCGACUGGCAGUGGAGAAAGGUUACAUCCCAGAGCCAAAACAAGAUCCCUUCCCACUCUUUGCUGCCUUGGUUUGGGGCAUUGUUCUGUGGCUCUUUGAGUAUCACCGCCACACUCUACAGCCCUCUCUGCAGUCCUCCAUGACCUACCUAUAUGAUGACAGUAAUGUCUGGCAUGAUGUUUCUGACUUUCUUAUAUAUAACAAAAGACCUGCUAGCAAGUAGUCUUUGCAAUAUGGCACAUUCCAGCAGCACUGCUUAUUUUUUUUUCCCCUGAAAACACUUGACUAAAAACUUAUGGUUGUUAAUAUUGUGUAUAAAUCUGUCCUUCUGUUCCGGCCUAAAUAUUCUGUGUAAUCUGGUGUUCUUUGUGGGAUAAAUGUUAAGAAAGCCCAUCUUGCAACCUGGCAUGUUGCAGUUUCUUAUAAGGUCCCUAUUUUCUGCAAGGGGACUUUUCCACACUAACAGCUGUGGAAUUUUUGAGGGAUGGGAAAACAAGUUGUAAAUUCACUGACCUGAAAAAGUUCACACAAACUGGAAGAAAAUAGUGGAUAUAGUUUAUAUAACACAGUGAAAAUAUUUUGUAUAAUGUUGAAAUACUCAAUGAUGUAUUUAACACUCUGAAUACAUUUAUAUGCAAUAGUACCAUCACUGUGUCCUUUAUCAACAACCGAGGAAAUUGGUUAGAUCUCUUCAAGGCAUGUUGAAGCUUAAGUUCUGAACAUUUGUGUGCAAGUCUCAUACUUAGAGACAUCUUUCAAGAUAGUCUUUGUAAUAUUCAUGGACUUAUCGAUUCCCCUUAACAAUAUAAUGCUACUAAAUGGGUAUUUGGCAAAUGGAGGGAUCUUAACAUUUAAAAACUAAGCUAACAGAGAAAAGUUUAGAUAGGAACUCUCAGUCUGGGGCAAGUGAUGCACUGUAUUCUUGGU
This is a messenger RNA of Gekko japonicus, 1419 nucleotides long. RefSeq names its product peroxisomal membrane protein 4 (gene PXMP4). The record is from RefSeq and is a predicted model, not a curated record. Gene Ontology annotation, cellular component: peroxisomal membrane. NCBI's taxonomy places the organism in Eukaryota, Metazoa, Chordata, Lepidosauria, Squamata, Gekkonidae.